CCGUCGGUGCGGAAGCUACCAGCCGCUUCGCUCGAUAUGCGCAAUACGCGCGAUAACAUGAAGCGCACCGCAAGCACACCCACGUAGCGCUGUUAUCGCGCAGCUAUUGAAAGUGCAGCAUUAUCAGGUAUGCUGUUAUCGCAUGUGAACCUCAGCUCGUCGGGAAAGCAGCAGACCGACGCGAUGUCGGGCGCCGUGCGGGCCACACGGGAUGAGAUUAUCCUGGAAGACUUGGCCAGAGCACGUGAAGAUGGAUCGGCAGUGGCACCUCCGAGUUCAGGACCCAGGCUCAACGGUGACAGCAUGGCGGUGCCACGACGUAACAUGUUCUGGACUCAGCUCAUGGCCCUGAUAUGGCGAAACUACUUACUCAAGAAGACGGAGAAGGCCAAGACCUUCUGGGAGGUGGUGAUGCCGCUGCUCAUGGUGGCCUCCCUGAUGAGCAUCCGGAGCGGGCUCAAACCCAGCUCCAAGCCCGCGCACUACACUCCCGUGGGCCACGUGCGGCUGGUGACGCCGUCGCACCUCGCCCAGCUCACCACCGAGAUCAUGGCGGCGCCGUCGACGCCGCAGACUAGGCAAUUCAUGCGCGACGUCGUCAACUUCCUCAACGCCAACACGUACACCGUCGGGUUCAACUUCUCCAUGUACAACUCCUCCAAGGACAUGGAAGCGGCAUUCCGGCAAAACUCGACGCGGUCCUUAGUGGGCGUGGUCUUCGAAGGCGAUGACCUAACCAAAAACGGCUCCUACCAGCUGCGUUUUCCCCUUCGGCACCUGCCCUCGCCUGAGCUGAAGAACGUCGGCAUAGAGAUGUGCCGGAUAAAACACUUCGUGCACUCGUCUGACACGACGCUGUGCCCUGCCGGGGCCUACUACUCGAGCGGAUUCAGCGUUCUACAGGCGGCCGUCGACUACACAUUCAUCAAGCUGUGGACCAGCAAUGACGUGCGGCUGCCCGAAGUGGUGGUGCGGCUGCUGCCCAAGCCGGCCUACGUGGACCCCGGCACCACGUGGCGCACCCUGGUGCCGCUCUACCUGACGCUGGCCUUCUCGCCCUUCGUGUCCGUGCUGUGCGUCAACAUCGUGCUCGAGAAGGAGCGCAAGAUCAAGGAGGGCAUGCUCAUGAUGGGCAUGAUGCCGUCCGCCUACUGGACCGCCUGGGCCCUGGUCGAGGCCGUCGUGGUGGCCAACGUGGCGGCCAUCAUGACCCUCAUGGUGUACGUGCUGCACAUCCUGCCCAACACGGACAUCUCCAUCGUGUUCGUGCUGUCGCUGCUCUACGGACUGACCAUCGUCAUGUUCAGCUUCAUGGCGACGCCCUUCUUCAACAAGUCCAAGGUGGCCGGCUCCGUGGUGGGCCUGCUGAUGCUCGUCUUCAGCUUCUUGUACAUGCUCGCCGUGUUCCUCAAGAACCGCGUGCCCACGUGGGUCUUCUACACGGUGUCGCUGCUGUCGCCCGCCGCCUUCACGCUGGGCGCGGAGAAGGUGAGCCAGAUGGACGUCAGGGGCGGCAUGCACUGGAGCGACCUGUUCGAGGACAACUUCUCCGUCGGCAGCGCCAUUAUCAUGCUCAGCGUGGACGUGUUCCUGUACGGAUUCCUCGCCUACUACUUCGACGCCAUCGUGCCAGGCGAGUUCGGCCAGCAUCGCAGCCCGUGGUUCAUCUUCCGCUGGUUGUGCUUUGGCCGAGGCGGCAAGUCGACCGAGCCGGACGACCUGGUCAAGCCGGAGAACACGCCCUGCCCCGACGUCGAGGACCGGCCGGCGGAGCUGCUCGGCAGGGAGGCCAUCAAGGUGCAGGGCCUUCGCAAGGUGUUCACCUCGUGGCGCAAGGGCCCGAUUGUGGCCGUGGACGGCGUGAGCCUGACCAUGCACGAGGGGCAGAUCGCCGCGCUGCUGGGUCACAACGGCGCCGGCAAGAGCACGCUGCUCAACAUGCUGGUGGGCACGCUCAAGCCCACCGCGGGCUCGGCGCGCAUCUACGACCUGCACACCGACAGGCCCGAGGACGUGGCCCAGAUCCGGGCCAUGCUGGGCGUCUGCCUCCAGGAGGACAUCCUGUUCGACACGCUCACGGCCCGCCAGCACCUGCGCUUCUUCGCCCGCAUGAAGGGCGUCCCGACGACCAGCAUCGACCUUGAGGUCAAGAACAUCCUGCUGGAGUUGGACCUAGCGGAGAAAGCCGACGUGCAGGCCAUCAAGCUCAGUGGAGGGCAGAAGCGGAAGCUGUCCGUCGGCAUCGCCCUCAUCGGGGACCCUAAGAUCGUGUUCCUCGACGAGCCGAGCAGCGGCAUGGACCCGUACUCGCGGCGCCACCUGUGGAGCGAGCUGCAGAAACGCAAGGAGGGCAAGGUCAUCGUGCUCACCACGCACUUCAUGGACGAGGCCGACAUCCUCGCAGACUGGAAGGCUAUCCUGUGCAAGGGCAAGCUGCGGUGCGCCGGGACAUCACUCUUCCUCAAGAACCGGUUCGGCAUUGGCUAUCACCUCACCAUGGUGGUGGACCAGAGGACAGACAAGGCCCAUAUUGGCCAGCUGGUGCAGCAGUUCGUGCCCAGCGCGACGGUGUACCGCUCGACGGGCACCGAGCUGGCCUUCAUCCUGCCCAUGGACUCGACGUACAACUUCGCCAACCUGUUCGCCGCCGUCGAGGAGGCCAUCGCCGAGGGGACGAUGGGCGUGCGCAGCUACGGCAUCUCCAUGACGACGCUCGAGGAGGUGUUCCUCAAGAUGGGCGAGGUGGAGAGGCCCGACGAGGUGCACCUGCGGGACAUCCAGACGGACAUCGUCAACUCGGCCGUGCGGAACGCACCCCCGCCUACGAAGAAAGCGCCUUCUCCAGGGGAAGCAGUUGGCUCCGUCUCCUCUACGCCUCGGCAGCACAAAACGACUCGGCACUCUGGCGCCUCCGCCAGCCCUGCGGCAUCCAACGGGCGUCAGACCAGCUACCAGAAGGAGAUCGAAGAAAUGGAGCUGCUCAAGGCCAACAAGGAGACCAUGCCCGUCAGCACGGUGGAGCCCAACGCGCUGCAGGCAUUCAUGGCCUUCUUCAAGGCCCGGCUGCUGCUCUUCGUGCGCGCCCCGAUGCACGUGGUACCGCUGGUGGUGCUGCCCGUGAUCAUGGUGUUGCUCAGCUACUGCUUCCUCAGCAAGAGCGAGGUGCCCGUCAACCGGCUGGGACUGUUCACGCCCGACUUCUACCCGGAGGCCCGAGUCAUCGAGGCCUACAGUGCGGCACCCAGACAGAGCGAGCAGGUUCGACUGUACGAGGAGGCCAUGCGCAAGCAGAACAUGAACAUCUCUUGGAGAAACAACAGCGUCACGCUCGACAACGUCACCCCCAACACCUACUACGCCUCGGUGCCCGAGAACCUUGGCGGGGACUACAAAUACACCAACCCGCUGACGCUGCUGAUCAACGACUCGCACGUGCACACGCUGCCCAUCCUCCAGUCGCUGACGUACAACGCGCUCUACGCCGCCCUGGAGAAGAACGAGUCGGUGCUCGACGAGCGCCGGCUCAGGGUCUCCUCGUACCCGUGGCCCCAGCGCGGGGUCGACAAGGUGUUCGACGCGCAGCUCUACACCUGGACCAUGAUGAUGAGCGUCGUGCUCGCCUACAUGCCCUCGCUCAUCGCCGUCGAGGUGGUCGAGGACCGGCAGAACAAGGUGAAGAACCAGCUGCGCGUGUCCGGCCUGCUCUUCUGCGGCUACUGGUCCACGGUGCUGCUGAGCCACGCGGCGCUGUACCUGCUGUCCGUGCUGCUGACGGUGCUGGCCCUGGUGGCGCUGCAGGUGCCCUUCCUGACGGAGCCCGUGGCCCUGCUGGCCAUCGUGUCGCUGUUCCUGCUCUACGUGCCGGCGUCGCUCGUCGUGUGCUACGUGCUCACGCACCUCUUCAACAAGCACGAGACGGCCAAGGGGGUGCUGCCCUUCCUCGCGCUGCUGUGCUCCAUGUUCCCAGCCGUGCCGGUGACCAUCCUGGACAUGAUGGGCUCGUCCCGAAGCGCCACGGCGUUGCACUACACCCUCUGCCUGCUCGUGCCCUUUUACAUUCCUAACGGUGGCCUCUACUACAUCACCAAGACGUCGGUGGUGAUCGAGACGAAGCUGUCGAACGGCUACGAGGCGGACAAGUGGAUGUACUUCGACUGGGACAGCAACAUCCUGGUGACGUACGUGGCGUGCGUCAUCCACAUGCUGGCGUACUACUUCCUGCUGCGCAUGGCCGACAUCGGCAAGGCCGGCGGACGCAUGGCGGACGCCUUCUGGAUCACGCGCCGCAUCAUCGACAUCACGCCCAACGGCGACCUGCCCGAGAAGGAGGACGCCGACGUCAAGGCCGAGCGGCAGCGGGUCUCGCAGAUGGACAUCAGUCUCAUGCCCAAGCCUCCCGUGGUGUACGUUCACGAGCUGCGCAAGGUGUACGAGGAAGGGGCCCGGUGCCGGCCGCGCAACCACGUGAAGAUCGCCAUCCGCAACCUGUCGAUGGCCAUCGACAAGGGCGACAUCUUCGGCCUGCUGGGACCCAACGGCGCCGGCAAGACCUCGACCAUGAAGGUCAUCGUGGGCGAGGAGAGCCCAUCCAGCGGAAGGGUCGCCGUGGGAGGCUUCGAGAUCACCUCCAACCUGUGCCGGGCCUUCAAGAUGCUCGGCUACUGCCCGCAGCACGACGCCCUCUGGAACAACCUGACCAUCCGCGAGCACCUGCAGCUUUUCGCGUCGCUCAGGGGCAUACGCUACAACGAGAUCGAUUCCGUCACCGACUGGCUGAUGGACAAGCUGAACAUCCGCGAGCACGCCGACAAGCGCGCCAAGCAGCUGUCUGGCGGCACGAAGCGCAAGCUGAGCUACGCCAUCAGCAUGCUGGGCAAGCCGCGCAUCGUGCUGCUGGACGAGCCCUCGACGGGCAUGGACCCGCAGUCGAAGCGCUUCCUCUGGGACACCAUCUGCUCGACGUUCCCGCAGGGCGGCGAGCGGGGCGCCCUGCUCACCACGCACUCGAUGGAGGAGGCGGACGCGCUGUGCACCAAGGUGGGCAUCAUGGUGCGCGGCGCCCUGCGCUGCCUCGGCUCCACGCAGCACCUGAAGAACCGCUACGGCGCCGGCUACACGCUCGACAUCAAGAUGCAGCGCCAGGAGGGCGCCUGGGAGAAGAACCUGAGCGACCUCAAGGGCCACGUCAAGCGGGUCUUCCCGUCGGCCACGCUGCGCGAGGGCUUCCAGGACCGGCUCACCUACGACAUCCCGCAGGCCGGCGUCACGUCGCUGGCCAACGUGUUCGUCGCCAUGGACGAAGCCAAAGCCAAGUUUUCUAUAGAAGAGUUCAGCUUCAGCCAAACGACGUUAGAACAGGUGUUCCUGGGAUUCGCCAAAGAGCAGGAGCUCGCGCAAGAAGACGAAGACGUCCAGAUUCAUGCCUGAAAAGAGAGAGUGUGUGUGUGUGUUUCCUUUGUGUGUGCGCCCCUCCCCCCUCCUCCUCUUCUACUUAUGUUCCAUCGUUUUCACUUUGACGCUGCCUCUUGUGCUCCGAGUUGGGAUGCCUCAUCGCUGCAUUCGCAAAGAAUAAAUCAUGCGCAUGUCAUUGCCACGCCACAUCCCA
Dermacentor andersoni is the source of this 5605-nucleotide messenger RNA. NCBI's taxonomy places the organism in Eukaryota, Metazoa, Arthropoda, Arachnida, Ixodida, Ixodidae. The record is from RefSeq and is a predicted model, not a curated record.